CUGUCUCAGAGAAGAGUUUGAAAGCUAUUAGAGCCAUUGGAAGAGUUCGAGAGGGGUCGGAUUGCAGGGCUCCAGGAAGCGGGAUGGUCUUAAUGACGUAUUGCAUGCCAUAUCGGUUGUGCAGAUAUCACCAACAUCUGCAGGAACUGCGUGCGAAUAUUCAAGCUGCAUUGGAUGGAUUAUCACAGGACACCAUUAAGAACCUCUACAUCUCCAUUCCAAGACGUCUUGGAAUGUAGCGUUAGCAAACAUGGCGGCCUGACUCCAAACUGAGAGGCACUACUUCUUCUAAAAUAAGACAAUAAACCUGAAAAGUGAGAAGUACAGAUGUUUUGACCAGCGAAACCAUAAUAUAACUAAACACAGAUGUCACCGAAACUUCAUGCCAAGCACUGGAAAUGCUGCUGUUGGACGCGAGGACUACGAAAGACCACCCUGAAUCCACUGAAUCUAUCCCCCUGCAGACUCCAUCUACCCAAAUCCAAGGCCUCAACGUUCCUCCAAACAGUUAUGUAACUGCAACCAGAGGCUCUGUGAUUGGCUCAGGCAGCAUCUGUCACUCAUAAUGGCUGACGAGUUCGUGUCCUGCCCCUUGCCCUUCCUCGGGGGUAUAUAUAGCUUGCAGGAGAGGCUUGGCACCCCUGGCAAUCGAAAUGAGACUCCUGCUCCCGUUCUCCUGCCUGGUCAGCCUGCUGGCCCUCACCACCGCAGAUUCGGUGAGUGAAGUGCCUGAAAAUGAGCCACUGAUGCGUCUACAGUUCCAGAAGGACGGCAGCCGGUUCUCGGGUUGUGACUGCACCAAAGAGAUCACCCAGAGUUCCUCCAAUGACACACCAGCACCCGAGAGAACCGUCUGCCAGCCUUGCAACGCCGGGCCACAUCUGGACGCACCCUCCAGAGAGGAUUCUGUAACCAGUGAGGAGGAAGAGGAAGAUGAGGAGGUGGUUUCAAACGAAGCAGGUGAAGUGGUAGAGCAAGAAGAGGAAAGCAAGGAGCAGGCGUUAGAGAAUAUAGACCAGGGGGAGCCGCAGGGGAACGAAGAACACCAGGAAGCAUCUGAAGAGGUGAUGGUUGAAUCAAAUGCAGCGGAGGAUGCGUCUGAAGAAGCUGAAGAUGUGGAAGAGGAGGUUUCAGAAGCAGAACUAGAUACCACCGCCACUCCUCCUGGAGAGGAACCUGAAGUUAUAGAGGAUAUAGAGGAGCCAGUGCAAAAGGGGGAAGAGGAAGUUUUGGAAGAAGCAGUAUCAGAAGAGGAGACAGUGGAGGAGCCUCAACGUCAGGGAGUUUUCGGGUUUGAAGCGGUGGCUGCAGAGAUAACAGCCUCAGUGGCUGCAGAUAGCAGCAGUAACCCUGGAGAGUUCAUGGCAGAUGCUGCCCCAAUAGAAGAUUCUAGCCCUCCUGCUGAUGAGGAACCAGUCACUGAGGAAGGUGAGACUGAGGAAGUUAAACAAGAACUACCUUCAGAAGCUGAUCCUCCUGUGAAGGAAGCCCUGCCAGAGGACAAGCCCACAAAGAAACCAACACUCAAGGUCUCUGUGAAAGGGAGGAAGACAGCAGCAGAGGGUCCUAAGACGAGGGAUCGGUCUCACAUCGAUGACACACUUCGACUCUCCAUAGCUGAGCCAUCUGAGAAGUUUUCAGCCACCCUGAAGAAGCUGCAGUAUAUUUAUCACACAGCCAUUAAGCCUGUGGAGCAGGCGUACAAAUACAAGGAGCUCAGACAGCACGAGGUCUCAGAUGCCGAGAUCGCCUCCAAACCCAUGGUGCUGUUUCUGGGGCCCUGGAGUGUAGGCAAGUCCACCAUGAUCAACUACCUGCUGGGCCUCCAUGACACCCCACAAGAACUCUACACAGGCGCUGAGCCCACCACCUCUGAGUACACAGUCAUAAUGCACGGCGAGAAGGUGCGCACCAUCGAAGGCAUCGUCAUGGCAGCUGACAGUUCCCGCUCAUUCUCGCCACUGGAGAAGUUCGGUCAGGGCUUCCUGGAGAAGCUGAUAGGCAUCGAGAUGCCUCACAAGCUGCUGGAACGGGUCACCCUUGUGGACACACCUGGAAUCAUCGAGAACCGCAAGCAGCAGGAAAGAGGUUACCCUUAUAAUGAGGUGUGUCAGUGGUUUAUUGACCGAGCCGACCUGAUCUUCCUGGUGUUCGACCCCACCAAGCUGGACGUGGGCCUGGAGCUGGAGAUGCUUUUCAGACAGAUGAAGGGUCGUGAGUCUCAGAUCCGCAUUAUCCUCAAUAAAGCAGACAACUUGGCCACCCAGGACCUGAUGAGGGUGUAUGGCGCCCUGUUCUGGAGCAUGGCGCCGCUGAUUAAUGUGACCGAGCCGCCACGCGUCUACGUCAGCUCGUUCUGGCCGCGAGAGUACGCGACUGACACCAUUCAAGACCUCUUCAUGAAAGAGGAGAUCUCCCUGCUGGAGGACCUAAACCAGGUGAUCGAGAACCAACUGGAGAACAAGAUCGCCUUCGUUCGGCAGCACGCCAUCCGGGUGCGCGUCCACGCCCUGCUGGUGGACCGCUAUCUCCAAACGUAUUACGAGAAGCUUGGCUGGUUCGCUGAUCCAGAUGAGGUUUUCCAUGACAUCGCAGCUGACCCUGACCGCUUCUACAUCUUCAAAUCUGUGCUGGCCAAGGCCAACGUGAGCAAGUUCGACCUGCCAGAGCCCGAGGUGUACAAGGACUUCUUCGGGGUGAACCCAGUGAGUGGAUUCAAGCGGUUGGAGUCACAGUGUGGCUGGACGGGAGGUUGUCUGCUGCAGAAGAUCGAGAAGGCCAUCGGGGAGGAGCUGCCCGAUCUGCUCAGCAGCCUGACCGAGAGGAAGGAAACAGCCAAACAGGAGAAGUCAAAGGCUCAGGAGAAGCCCAAAGCUGAGGAGAAGCCCAAAGCUGAGGAGAAGCCCCAAGGCGAAGAGAAGCCCAAGAACCGCUGGCGGAGGCAGUGAGGGAAAGAGAGAGAGAGGGGCGAGAGUAGGAAGGAGUAGGGUAUUGUUCCUAAUAGGGGUGCACACUGGCUCUGUUUAUACUAGACAUCAAGCCAGUUGAAUGGACGGAUGGAUGGAUGGAUGGAUGGAUGAAUAAAUUGAUUAAUAAAUUAAAAAUGUGAGUGAAUAACUGAAUGAAUAAAUGAUGGAUGACCCGAGAAGGAAUGGCUGCAUGAAUGAAUAAUAGAUAAAUGGAUGGCUGAAUGAACAAAUGCAUGCAUGAUAGAUGAAUGAACAAAUGUACAGAUGAAUGAAUGAAUGAAUGACCAGACCAGGGUAUCAGAGAAACAGGAAGACAGUACCAGGAGUUGAUGAAUGAAUGGAUGAAUGAAUGAACAAAUGAAUGGAUGAAUGAGCGAUGGUGAAUGAAGGGUGAUGAUUAUGGGAUAAAAGAAAUGAAGGACAGUUCAAAGGGAAUGAAUGAAUGAAUAGCAUGCAUAGUUGAAUGAGCAAAUAAUUGAAUUGACAAAUAUAUAAAUGAAUGACUGGACAGAAAGGGGGAUGAGAGAAAUGGGAUGAGAGUAAAGGGAAUGAAUGAAUGAACAAACGAUUGAACAUAUGAAUCAAGACAAUGAAUGAACUAACAGAUAAAAGUGAAUGAAUGAAGGAUGACGAUUGUGGGAUGAGAGAAAUGAAGACUGAAUGAAUGAAUAACAGUUAAAUAGUCAAAUGAGCAAAUGGAUGAAUUGACAAAUAUAUAGAUGAAUGAAUGAAUAAAUCAAUGAAUGAAUGGACAGAAAGGGGGGUCAGAGAAACGGGGAGACAGUAAAGGGAAUGAAUGAAUGAAUCAAGAAGCAUGACAAUGGAUGAACUAGCAUAUAAAUGUGUGAAUGAAGGAAUGAAUGAAUGAAUAACAGUUAAAUAGUUAAAUGAGCAAAAGGAUGAAUUGACAAAUAUAUAGAUAGAGGAAUGAAUGGACAGAAAGGGGGAUCAGACAAACGGGUUGACUGUAAAGGGAAUGAAUGAAUGAAUUAACAAAUGAAUUGAUGAAUAAUUUAAUCCAGGAACAUCUGACGGAGUGGAGGGAAGAAAUUAUGAAGAAGAGAAAAGCACGAAUUCAGAGCCGUGGAGGCGGUUUAAACACAGAGACUCUCAGGGGUCACUGGCGUAUACGGCAGAAAUAAUCCAGGUUUAUGUAUAAAUAUAUAAAUACCAACUUCAUCAGAGUUGCUGAUCUGGGAUGAGCUCCUGCCUGCAGCAUAUACCUGUAUUCCGUUGGGUAUUUGUGGUAGGAGCUGAUUCCAGACCAGCGCUCCUAAUGCAAUGUGUUAUGAACGUAGCCACUGCUCUUUUGUUGCUUUCAAUCACAUCUGUUUGCUAGUGAUUUAUUUAUUUACUGUUUCUUUCCACAAAGUACACCAGGUUAUUAAUCUUCGUCGUUGAUAUUCGAGUAAGUGGUGGGCUUGUCGACUUGUGCUCUUUUAGCAAGCAUGUCUUACGCUGUAACUCGAGGUAGCUGUAAUGCAUAUGAUUAGUCAUUUUGAUCGUUUCAUUGUGGUGACUGAUGUCGAAUGUUUCUAGUGCUGCAUGUGAAAUAUAGCAUCACAUUAAAGCUGUUUUUUCUGUCCUA
This is a messenger RNA of Pygocentrus nattereri (red-bellied piranha), 4557 nucleotides long. Its product is annotated as sarcalumenin-like. Gene Ontology annotation, molecular function: GTP binding. The coding region runs from base 654 to 2948 and encodes 764 amino acids. The record is from RefSeq and is a predicted model, not a curated record. The transcript is spliced from 10 exons. Lineage: Eukaryota; Metazoa; Chordata; Actinopteri; Characiformes; Serrasalmidae.